Molecule: messenger RNA, 748 nt
Organism: Haliaeetus leucocephalus (bald eagle)
Lineage: Eukaryota; Metazoa; Chordata; Aves; Accipitriformes; Accipitridae
Gene: ATP5MK
Product: up-regulated during skeletal muscle growth 5 homolog (mouse)
Exons: 5
Coding region: 459-638 (59 amino acids)
Source: RefSeq, a predicted model, not a curated record
CGGCGGGGCGGGCCGCGCCUGGCAAGGGCACCGGGCUCUUCCGAAAAAGAAAACUCGUGCUGUGGUGUCUGGGCUCUGAGCCGUCCUCGGAAGGACGCAGUGACUCUUCUCCAGGCUUUUGCAUCGGUCAGGCAUGAGAAAAGGCGACCUUGGCUUUCCAAGUCGCAUACGGCAGAUGUUCAGGGGGUUUGUUUCAUUAAGAUUUUUAGCUAUUGUAUAGUCAAUCCAGUUACAGGUAUGCCUACUUGAUUAUACACCGGAGAGGGUGACCAAAUACUGGAACAGGCUCCCCAGAGCAGUUGUGGAGUCUCCCUCUCUGAAGAUACUAAAAAGCUGACUGGACGUGUUCCUGAGUGACCUGCUGUAGCUGCCCCUGCUUUGAGCAGGUUGGGGUUGGACUAUGCGAUCUCCAGAGGUGCCAAACUGAACCAUUCAGGGAAUCUGCAAGACAAGCAGCCAUGGCUGGCCAUGACUCAGGAUCCCAACACCAGUUCACUGGAUUUCAGAAGUACUUCAAUUCCUAUACCAUCACAGGCAGAAGGAAUUAUGUAAUAGCAACAUACACCAGUAUUGCAAUGCUCAUCUUGUAUUUCAAGCUUAGACCUAAAAAGAAAACUCCUGCUGUGGCAGAUAAGUAAAUGGUUGCUGGCAUGUCCAAACCUCCAGUCUGUGUCAGUGUAAUGCAAGCUGAUGACUUGUUGUGGCUAAUAAAAUAUAAAUAAUUACUUGUUUUAUUGGAAAUAUGAAA